AUGGGGUUCGCCGCAGGGAGAGACGGCGGGGCGAGAGAGGGCCACCCUGCCUGCUCCCCCUUUGACAGUACAAUUAGCCCUGCUGUGUCCCCGGGGCCCCUGGUGCUGAGGUUUGGAGGGGGUGGGGGGGCACAAUUACCUUUGAGUGUGGGGCCUCAGCGACACAGAGACAGGCUUCAGAUCAGCGACCAAAGCAGAGACAAGGGUCAGGCCGGGCUCUCACAUCCCAUUAUUCAGGCUCCGAUCAGACAGCAGCAGCAGGGACCACACCACAGACACCUGCAGGGGCCCUCAUGA
Messenger RNA from Knipowitschia caucasica, 297 nucleotides. NCBI's taxonomy places the organism in Eukaryota, Metazoa, Chordata, Actinopteri, Gobiiformes, Gobiidae. The record is from the annotation of a GenBank genome assembly.